AUGUCGUCGAGGGGGAGUGCGUGUAACGGGUAUUUGGCGUGGGGUGAAGGUAGUGGGGAUGAAAGAUUGGGAAGAGAGAGGGAUAAUGGUGUUGAGGUUGGUAUUCAAGAACAAGGAUUGGAUGGAAAACAACUAGGAAGAAGAACAGAAGGAUUGGCGUUUUUCGGGGAUGAUGUUGGGGACGGGAAGGAGGCACGCCGGAUACUGUUGACCUAUCCUGCCUGUGAUAUACCACAGCCGAAUACUCCACGCGAUGAAGAAAUGGUGGACUAUUGGUAUAUCCCGGAUUCUGUGGUGGACGUGAUGGGUAUACGAAAGAGAUAAUGUAGAACGCACAUAGUUAAUUAUUUGUUUUUCUGUGUAUACUUCUAGCCGCUCGACAACGAUUUAUUGAUGAAUAUGGACGUUAAUGAUCAUUAGCAUUAUGAUUAGCAUUAAAUUAUCGUCAACCAUUAGAUGGUAAGUGGUUUAAAUUUCUUUUAAGGCUAGAAAAUCAGUUAGUUAGUAGAGAUUAAGUUGAUGAGCAUCAUCGUUUUUCUUUUGAUCUGAUGGAUUGUUUUCCUUUUUCCUAUGUAAGUAUUCCUAUAGGUUAGUUUAAGGUAAGAUUAUUGUAAAAUUGGAGGAUGAGAAAACGUAUGUGUGAAGUGUGUAUUAAAAGUAUGAGGAGACAGAUGAAUACUUGUUAAAGGAUGUGUUAAAAACUAUAAUACUGUUUCAAGCGUUCAAUAUGAAUCGGUCCGAUCUUUUUAUGUGUUAUUGUAUGUUGCAAAUAAUACGUUAGUGGAGAUAGCUUCUGUGUUAUACGAAAUGGACCCUCAUUCCUAGGAGCAAGCUUUUUCCCACGCC
Messenger RNA from Didymodactylos carnosus, 846 nucleotides. The record is from the annotation of a GenBank genome assembly. Lineage: Eukaryota; Metazoa; Rotifera; Eurotatoria; Philodinida; Philodinidae.